CUGUUAGGUGUAAUAUAACAUAAGAAAAUAGUAACUAUCAAGAGACUCACAAAAAUGGGAGGAAAGGGGUCAAAAAUAUUUUCACACGAAGAAAUGAUCGAAGAAAUGAGACCAACGUUAGAUUCCCUGACAGAAAGAGACAGACGUCUAUUUGACCAUGCAGUAUGUGAAGUGUGCAGAGAGUCAGGAAAGUUGAACCUAAAGAGUUUUCGAAUUUCAAUCAAUUUUAAAGAUAUCGAUGCCGUCAGUUGCGAAUCUGAGGAAAAUCCAAAAAGUCUGCUUGCAAUUUCUUAUGAUGGAUAUGGCAGACCUCAAUCUAUUUGGGAAAGGGAAAGCAAAACACGAAUUGUCUAUCGACUGAUGAACAGAAUGGCUGAGGAUUUUUUACAAUGGUUAAAGGAAUUUACACUUCAGUUAGCUGGUAGUACAAACAGAAUGAUUACACAGCAUUAGAUUUUUAUCGAAACGCUUACAAGUUACAUAACUUAGAAUUAGUGAUAGUACCCGUUUAUA
Ruditapes philippinarum (Manila clam) is the source of this 513-nucleotide messenger RNA. RefSeq lists its product as uncharacterized. The coding region runs from base 55 to 453 and encodes 132 amino acids. The record is from RefSeq and is a predicted model, not a curated record. The transcript has 2 exons. Lineage: Eukaryota; Metazoa; Mollusca; Bivalvia; Venerida; Veneridae.